Molecule: messenger RNA, 315 nt
Organism: Diaporthe batatas
Lineage: Eukaryota; Fungi; Ascomycota; Sordariomycetes; Diaporthales; Diaporthaceae
Exons: 2
Coding region: 1-315 (104 amino acids)
Source: RefSeq, a predicted model, not a curated record
AUGAAUUCAGACGCGAUCAUGCUCGACAGCCCAGCCCAGACGCCCACUCCCAAAAGCCACAACCCAAGCCAGCCGCCUCCCCCGGCCAUCAACGGCGCGAACGGCGACGUAACGAUGUCGGAGACGGCGGCGCCCACCAACUGGCUCAACAAUCAGAAGUGGAGGGACGAGUACGCCACAGCAACUACGAGGCUGGACCAUAAAUCAUUCAAGACUCCCCGCGACCCCAUGUUUCCACCCAUGGCCCAGAACGUACCGGGCAUGACACCGGAGUUGGACUCUAGCUUGCGGGACCUCGUUGCGAAGCUGAGGUAG